This is a messenger RNA of Prorocentrum cordatum, 750 nucleotides long. Lineage: Eukaryota; Dinophyceae; Prorocentrales; Prorocentraceae. The record is from the annotation of a GenBank genome assembly.
CAGGCGCUGGCCGAGGAGGCGUCGGCAGCGCGGCGGGGGGCGCUCGAGUCCCGGGAGCUGGAGGCGUCCGCCGCGCGGCAGCUCGAGGCGCACAGAGAGCUGGAGGCAAGCAGGUCCGCCGCGCUCCGGGAGGAGGUGGCCGCCGGGCGGGCCGCGGGGGAGCUCGCGGCCUCCGAGCUGAGGGCCAGGGACGCGCUGUGCGCCCAGCGCCUGCAGGAGCUGGAGAGGCACGAGGCGGCGGCCCAUCGGCAGGCGGAGGAGUCGCGGAAGCUGCAGGCGCGGGAGUCCGCAUUGGUUGCGGAGCUUGCGGACACCCAGCGGCGCUUGCUGGAAACGAGGGAGUCGCGGUGCCGAGAGGACGCCGAGGCCAACAGCGAGCUGGCGGCGCAGACCGCCCAGCAUGUCCAGGCACUGGAGAGGCUGACGGCGCAGUGGCAGGCGAGGUCCAAGAGCUGCGACGCAGACGGCAACACGUUGGAGCUCCGCCGCCAGCUGCUGGCGGAGGAGAGGCGGUCCCAGGCCCUCCGCGGCGAGCUGCGAGCCGCCGAGGAGGAAACAACGGCCCCCCAGAGGGAGGUGCAGGAAGCCGGGGCAUCCCGCCAGCAGAAAGUCCAGGCGCUCGAGGCGGAGGAGGUCGAACAGGUGAAGGAGCUCCGCGCGGAGCUCACGGCGGCCAGGGCGGCGGAGGCUGCGGCCGAGCUUCGGGCGGCCAGGGCGGCGGAGGCCGCGGCGGCCCCAGCCGCGGGCGCC